This is a messenger RNA of Anneissia japonica, 3090 nucleotides long. RefSeq lists its product as uncharacterized. The transcript is spliced from 2 exons. The record is from RefSeq and is a predicted model, not a curated record. Lineage: Eukaryota; Metazoa; Echinodermata; Crinoidea; Comatulida; Comatulidae. Bases 258 to 1613 code for a protein of 451 amino acids.
AGGGGGAGGGGGGAGAGAGCCGUUUUGCGAGAUUGAUACGGGUAAAUGGUGAAUUACCAAUGCUGUUGGCUAAGCAGGUUUAUAUACACAAGUGUCGGAUAAAUAGAAUAGAACCGAUGUGUUGGUACACCUAUUAAACCAUCACCUGGAAUUUAAAGAAAAAUAAUAUGGAGCUCUAGAAACAGAAAGACAAUGUUUUUGAUCGGACUAUUGCGAUAGGCCUACUGCGCGUUAUAUAAAGGCAACGCGACUGUGUAAUGGAUGGCGGGCAAUUAUUGAUCAGUGCGUCGGCAGACGUCACUCGUGCGGUAUCUGAAGAUAAUGUCGCGGCUAGAAGCAAAAGGAAUGAUAAAUCAGUAAAAACAAAGAAAUCAAACCGAGAAAGAAAAAAAAGUUUAUCGUCAUCAAAAGAUCCGUCUAACGAGAGACCAGCGCACGAUGUUAAAACGUCAAAAACUCUCGAAAAUCUCAACCAAAACACAGACGCACCGCCCGGGGGACGUAGACGUGUGCGUUCCGCUGACAGUGCAAUAUUCGCCAAGAAACGCAAAAGGAGGAUGGUGAAGAAUCAAGUCGUUGGUGUUAUAGAGGACUUAGAAAAUGUAAUAUACGAAAUUAAUUCCGUUACUUCUGAACUUAGGGGUGUUUUAAACCAAAUUGACCGUGUGACGUCGCAUCUAGAAUUGUCUGUCGAUGGAUUAGACAUUUCCGAGGAUAAUAUAUUUUUGAAAUCUUCCAAGGACCAUAAAUCUAUACAAAAUUCGAAACAAAGAUCAGUUUCAUGCGCUUCUCUGGCGACGAUGAGUCGUUACAAACAGGAAAUCAACGCGUCAACACAAACGCAUAGGAAAUACGAACCAUCAUUAACGCGUCACCGAAGAGAUGUGUUCUCAUCCAAAGAUAAAACAAACGCAUCCGCUAAAGAACUUACUCUGUAUCGAAAAGGUGAAGAGAGAAAACAACCAAAAAGAUUGGAUAAGUCAUCUGUAGACCUUUCAGAAGAUUCGCAUAGUCUGCUAUAUUGCUCACAAUUAUCUCUAGCCAGUAGUGUAGGAAAAUUCCCGUCCAACAACGGCAGUUUAGCCGCAAGUGUGUCUUCCAUGACUGGGAUGUUAUCAUCAAGUAUCAAUAGCCUUAAUACAGGGUACAACACGUCCUUGGAAGAGAUCGACUUCGGGAUAAGUUGGAGAAAGAGAACAUCACCUCGUCAUAGCGUCACCGCCGAUUCUUCAUAUCGAACUUUAAGCGAAACUAAUUCUCUUUACUUCGAGGAUAUUCUACUUCAGCAUAACAAUAACUCAUUUCAAUCACUUGCCCCUGUUGAUUACAACACGAAUAAUGUUUCUGCUUGCUGUACGUGCGAUAAAGAGUUUAAUAUACUUGGUAUAGAGAGAGGAACGGAAUCACCUUCACUGUACCGUCCAAUUUUCUCAACGACAAAUUCAAGACGUAGUCGCUCAACCACGGCUUCCGUGUCUGACGUCGGUUCUCAGAUAUCCUGCUUCUCCAGUGAAGAUCUUCUGAAGGAUUUUAGUGCCGAUUAUGACAGAGAUAUCAAUACUUGGACAACAUUUGCCCUGGUGCAUAUUGACGCAGACGAACUAGGAGACUGAACGUAAAACAUUCGCAUAGCUAGAAAACUAAACUAAAAAUUACAAUGACUACUGAUAGGCUGUUAUAUACUUAUGAGAUUGUUGAACAGCUGUACCUACCAUGGGAAUAACUACUAAUUGCAGAAUACUACCGAAGAAGAUUAAACCUUUUUUUUUUUAAAUUAGGACACCCCUAUAAUGUCACUCGCUCUUAUCUGGCAAUCUAGUGAUCACGUGAUUACUAAGGCGUCAUGAUAACGUUUUUCCCCAUAGGCCCUAAAUGAAAAUUCGAUCAUUAUUCUUCGUUUAAGGGACAGAGUUGAAGGCUCUUAUAUCAAUAACAAGCCCAAGAGCGCGAAAUUAUGCAGACGAUAAUUGAUUAAUCUGACACGUAAACAUACACACACCUGGUCUCAUCUAGAAAUUUACAUCAGUGGCCAGCAUACUUUACUAUUUAUCUUAAACAAAAUAGACCUAGUAUUUUUUAUGUAAUGCGAUUUUUAGAAACGCUUGUGAAGUAUCACUCGAAUUUAACACGUAAAUACAACUUUACAAUUCAACUGAUAAAAAGAGAACACCACAAUCUUGGAUACUGACUAAACAAUUUGUAGCUAUCUAAAUAUAAACAUUAUUGGUUAGUACUGACUGACAAUGAUCGAUUUUCUACAAUAUAAAAACUUACCUUUUAAUAAAAUUUUGACGUACGUUUCGAUACCAUCCAUAUAUAAGAAGAUAAAAAAAAAUCGAGCCAUACCCUAAUAACGUAUGAUACAAAGCGUAUCCCACAAAGAUGAAAAGGUUGGAGUGGGGGAUUGGGAAUGGAUAACUUAGCUGGAUAGAGACAAAGGAAGAAUAGUUGAUGAAAAGGAAUGACGCAUAUAAGGCUGGUUACCAUUGGCCUACAGCAGGAGGACAAGUUUGGAAAUAGACAGGAUGGAUAAAGUGUGGUAGUAAAGAUGCAAUGUGCAGUAGGAAAGUGCAUAAGGAAACAUAAUUAAGCGUUAAGAAAUAUUUAAAAAUAAACUUAUUUUUUAUGUCACCUAAUUUAUGGUGAUGUUUUCUAAAUUAACCAAUUGCCAUGUUUAUAGUGAGUUACAAUGUUCCUUUAAAAGACAUACUCGCAAUUAGAUUCGUUCAUGAUACUGCUGACGUCAUCCCAUUGCAUCAAAGACAUUACUUAUGUAGAUUGAUUAACCCUAGAGCUGCAGGUGUAUUUUUACGCCAUUGUGGGGGGUCAGCGGAAAAAAACUCAUCCAUGUUGGAAAUAUUUUUCUUCACUCUCACACCUCCUGCUAUAGCCACUUCCCCCUCCCCAUACGCCUGUUCUUGAUAUCUAUUCUAUCAUAUUCAGAACUGUUGCAAUAAUCGUUUUGGGUUGGGUCGCUACGUUAAACUACGACAGCUUGUAUAAAUGUGUUUUCAAAUAACAGUAUUUAUUAAAUUGUCAUACAAUGGGAAUGGAUGAAUUAGAAAUAAAGAAUUUGUUAUUCAUAAAGAA